Apis mellifera (honey bee) is the source of this 1451-nucleotide messenger RNA. RefSeq names its product methyltransferase-like protein 5. Gene Ontology annotation, cellular component: SOSS complex; nucleus. Gene Ontology annotation, biological process: rRNA methylation; DNA repair. Bases 791 to 1426 code for a protein of 211 amino acids. The transcript is spliced from 5 exons. The record is from RefSeq and is a predicted model, not a curated record. Lineage: Eukaryota; Metazoa; Arthropoda; Insecta; Hymenoptera; Apidae. Gene Ontology annotation, molecular function: rRNA (adenine-N6-)-methyltransferase activity; nucleic acid binding.
GAAUUUUCCAUUAAUUGCAUUUACUUACAUAUUUCUAUAAGAACUUUAGGGAAUCUUGAACACACGUAAAUAUUUAACAAGCACAACCUUUUAAUAUUGUAAAUAGUUGUAUAUAAAAAAAGAAAUAAAUAAAUAUUUAUAACAUUAAACAAAAUAUUAGUUUUUACCAAAACAUUUUUGAAAAUUUAGAAUUUUGAAGAGGUUAAGGUAAGAUUUAAAAAUAAAAUAAAUCUGUUACGUCGUCAACCGGCGACGUAACCUGCUUUUACUUAUGUCUAUCUUUACAUGUUUUGUAAAUUUUAAAUUUGUAGAACUAUACUAUUUAAAGAACCAAAAUCGAAAUUUUGAUGGCUUUUUCACAAUCAAAUUCAAGAGAAAAAUUUUGGAAGAAUUGCAAUUAAAAAAACAAAUGCUUUUAAAGCAAGGUGUGGCACCAACAUUGAACACAUCAUUAGUAACUUCAACAGGUUCCCCUUCUAAUUUGCCUUCUACACAACCCUCUGAUGGUGUUGCUAUGAGUGCAUCCCAAAGAGCUGCCUUACAUAACGCACAUGCAGCAUCAUCAGGAUAUUUUGUAACACAGGAUUCUUCUUUUGGCAAUCUUAUUUUACCAGUUCUUCCUAGAUUUGAUACUAAAUAAAGAACUUAAAUUGCAUAAUUUCAAAUUAUAUAAAUGACUAUGCAGACUUUAAAUUGUGUGAUGAAAGUGAUUUUGAACUAUAUAUGUUUUUUUAAGUGCGCUUCUUAUAGUGAAAUUAAAGCAUAAGGUGAUAAUUAAUAAUUAAUCAAAAUGGCUAACAUUCAACUUCGUGAAUUAGAAGAAUAUUUACAACAGUUGGAUGGAUUUGAUAAACCAAAAAUAUUACUUGAACAAUAUUGUACUAGUGCUCAUAUUGCAUCACGCAUGUUGUACUGUGCUGAAGUUCAAUUUAAUGACAUAGAGGGACAUUCAGUAGGUGACUUAGGUUGUGGGUGUGGUGUUUUAUCACUUGGGGCACAGAUGCUUGGAGCAAGUCAUGUAAUUGGUUUUGAAAUAGAUUCUGAUGCACUUAAAAUUCAAUCUAAAAAUUGUAAUGAAAUAGAUUUGUUUGUGGAAACUGUACAAUGUGAUGUAUUACAAUAUUUACCAGGCCGAUUUGAGAAGUACUUUGAUACAAUUAUUAUGAAUCCACCAUUUGGUACAAAGCAUAAUACAGGUACAGAUAUGAAAUUUUUAAAAGUUGCAACCAAAUUAGCAUCAAAUACAGUGUAUUCAUUACAUAAGACAAGUACCCGUAACUAUGUUCUUCAGAAAGCUGCACAAUAUGGAGCCAAAGGCAAAGUUAUUGCAGAACUGAGAUAUGAUUUACCAAAAGCAUAUAAGUUUCAUAAAAAAAUGUCUGUAGAUGUUCAAGUGGAUUUUAUACGAUUUGAAUUAAAUUACUAAAUAUUUUCAUGAAAAAAAUAUUAUA